This is a messenger RNA of Tetrahymena thermophila SB210, 2688 nucleotides long. RefSeq lists its product as hypothetical. The transcript has 2 exons. NCBI's taxonomy places the organism in Eukaryota, Ciliophora, Oligohymenophorea, Hymenostomatida, Tetrahymenidae. The record is from RefSeq and is a predicted model, not a curated record.
AUGAUUGGAAGAAUAGUUGCAAAAUUAAAUUCAUUGUCUCAAGUUCAGAAAUGCUUCUUCGCAAGAAAAACAAUUAUUGAUUUGAAGGAAUAUAGAUAAAAGCAAUCAAAUGAGACUACAAAUAGUUUUAAUUAAUAGAGUUAGCAAGGGGAUUUUGCAAAUGUAAGAAGCUAAUUACAUGAGAAUAAAAUACAAAAAGAGCAAUUCGACUAUUAAAACAAGUAUAAUUAGGAGGAUUCGUAAUAAUAUAAAUAAACUAGAUCAAAAUAAUUGGCAUCUUAAAUUUUAAAAUGUUCAUCAGAUAGCGAACUAAUUAAAAUUUAUUAAAAGAGUAAAUAUCCCUUAGAAAGCUAACAUUAUGCUAUGCUUUUAUAUAAAUUUACUGAAAUCUAUAAAUAUUAGUAGCAGUACGAUAGAGAAGUAUUGAAGUAAAACAAGUUAAAAGAAGAAGAGAACUCUGCAAAGAUAGAAAAGAGAUACUCACUUUCAGAAAAGAAAAUGUUCUUGUAAAUCUUAGAAAAAGUUAAUCUAAAUUUAGAAGAAAUGAAUCCUGAUUCAUUGAAUCUUUUAUUGAAAAUGCUUGGAAAGAUGGCAGACGAUUAUAAAAAUAAAGAAAUAGUAUCUUAAUUAUUUAACAAUAUAAUCUAGCUAUUAGAAAAGGAUUAGAAUAUUAAUUUUUUCAGUGAAAUUUAGAUUUAUCACUUCAUCCUUUAUCUAAAUAUACUCAAAAAAGAAAUUAAUUCAAGUAAAUCUGCAUAAAAAGUUAUUGUUUUGGCAGUUAAAAAGCUAUGUAAUCACUUAAAAAGCUUAAGAAGAAGUUAGCUUCUUUAAUUGAUGUAUAUAAGUAUGCACUUAGAAAUUACUGAGCCUCUUUUUCACUAAAAACUUAUAUCAGCAAUAUUAUAAAAACCUUAAUUUUUGUCUGCUCUUGAUUUUACUAUCCUCUUCUAAUACAAUUCUUUAUUUUACUAAAAGCAACUAUCAAAGAAUUAUAGCAAAGAAUCUGAAUAGUAAAAGAAUGAUAUUUCUAACAGAAUUCUUUAUCAUAUGCUUAAACAUAAAUUCACAUAAGCAAACUUUAAAUGUUUAGCUAAAAUAUGUGGUUUUAUAUACAAAAUGGAUAUUAAAUUAGAUCAACAAGAAGUUUUAAAUAGCAAGAUCGAAGAGUUAUUUGGUUAAUCCAUAGAAAAUUAUAUAAAGCAGUAGCAAGAUUCUCCAAAAUAGUCAUCACAUCCAAUUUUAUUAAAUGAUUGCUUAAAUUAUAUACUUGCAAACCCAAAAAUCUACAUUAAGAACUUUUAAUUAUUUGUAAAUAUAAAUUCUUAUUUAACAAAGUUUGACUAAUUUGAUUUUUAGAAUGUUCUUCAUAUUACCAAUUUCUUAGUAGAAUGCUUGAUCAGAGAUUUAUCAGGUAAAGAAGAGUACAAAUUUUAAGAAUAAGAAUUAGCUUAUGUGAUAUAGCAAGCACUUGCUUAGCCUUUGUAAAAUAUUAAUAAAAAUUUUUAGAAGGCUGAAUACUAUAAUUUAGAAGAGCUGUUUGAGUUAAUUCAAAAAAUAGAAAAGCUAAACAAAAUAAAAAAUAUUAUUCCUAUGGAUGAGGUACAAUAAAUAUUUAAUAAAAGCUUAAAAUAUAUCUGCCAAAUAACUCACAAGCUUAGCACUCCUGUUAUCAUAAAAAUAGGGUUUUUAUUAAAAAAUAUCUUGUAAGACAAAGAAAAAGAAUAAAUAAUUCUUUAAAAGUAAUUAAAAAAGUAUCCAUUCAGAAUUGAAUUUGAAAAUUUUGAAACAGCCUCUGAAAUGCAAGAAGCUAAAUAAUUUUUUAUGAGCAUAUAGAAAUAAGUAGAUCUUAAUGAUUUAAUGAAAGAAGAUAAACCAGAAAAAUCAAUAGAAGAGCUUGAUUUUACUGAAGACUUAGAGAGAAUUUAAGAAUAAAUUUAUAAAGAAGCAACUGAAAAGCAAGAAGAAUUGAUGAAAAUAAAAAUGUCGCAUGAAGAAUUACAAAUUUAAUUUGCUCCCCUUCAAGUUCCUUCGAUUAAGCAACUUAAGAAAAACGAAGAUAAUAAGUACGACCAUUUAAAAAAAUAUUUAGACAUAUUCAGAAAAAAUUCUAUUUGUAUAAACGCAAUACUUCUUUCACAAAUUGUGUUUUCUGAUGAUCAAUUAAAACUUUAGGACUAAGACAUUUGGAAGAUUAGUGAAAAGUGUUUUUACAAUAGCUUUAUACCUCAACUUUUAAGUAUAGAUAAUGUAAACUCAAUUAUAUUUUCAUAAGCUAUUUACAAAUUAAAUGAAAUGUAAUUUUUACAAUCGAAUGACUCUUUAAACUAAGUUGUUGAUCUCAGAGUAUAGAAUGUAUUAGCUAAUCUUUAAUAGAUGAAGCAAAAUAAAUUAAAGAAUUUAAUCUCGCUUUUGGAAAUUAAAUAUAAAAAGACAGCCAAAAUAGAAACAAAUUAAAUAUAACUUAAUAAUAUCAUUGAUAUUUUAGUGACACUAAGUAAUAAUGACAAAAUAGCAGCUGUAUAUGGCUUUAAAAAUAAUGACGAGAAUGAUUCUGGUAAACCUUUUGACAGCAAGGAUGAGGGAAAAUAAUAUUUCAAUAAGUUAAAAUAAUAAAUUUUAAUUUAAAGUGGUUUUAAAGAAGUUUAUUUAAUAGAUUCUCAGAAAAAAGUGUUCAUAGAUAUGCAGUGA